Messenger RNA from Saimiri boliviensis boliviensis (Bolivian squirrel monkey), 5090 nucleotides. RefSeq names its product aspartate beta-hydroxylase (gene ASPH). Lineage: Eukaryota; Metazoa; Chordata; Mammalia; Primates; Cebidae. Gene Ontology annotation, biological process: peptidyl-aspartic acid hydroxylation. The record is from RefSeq and is a predicted model, not a curated record. Gene Ontology annotation, molecular function: protein binding; peptidyl-aspartic acid 3-dioxygenase activity. Gene Ontology annotation, cellular component: endoplasmic reticulum; membrane.
UUUCAGUUGUAGAGGCCCUUGCUGUGCAGGGGCUGGCCAGUCUCAAGCUUCGGUAGGCAAGUGCAUGCAGUGUGUCUAAGACCUGCCAGUAGUACUUUUGAGUCAUUUGGCUUUUUUUUUUUUUUUUUUAACUUUAGCAUUUUUUAUUCAUGGAUUGAAGAAAUCGAAAUGGCUGAAGAUAAAGAGACAAAGCACGGAGGACACAAGAAUGAGAGGAAAGCAGGACUCUCGGGAACUUCAUUCUUCACUUGGUUUAUGGUGAUUGCAUUGCUGGGUGUCUGGACAUCUGUCGCUGUGGUCUGGUUUGAUCUUGUUGACUAUGAAGAAGUUCUAGGAAAACUAGGAGUCUAUGAUGCUGAUGGUGAUGGAGAUUUUGAUGUGGAUGAUGCCAAAGUUUUAUUAGGACUUAAAGAGAGAUCUACUUCAGAGCCAGCAGUCCCACCAGAAGAGGCUGAGCCACACGCUGAGCCCGAGGAGCAGGCUCCCAUGGAGACAGAACCCCAGAAUAUCGAAGAUGAAGCAAAAGAACAAAUUCAGUCUCUUCUCCAAGAAAUGAUGCACGCAGAACAUGGAGAAGACCUGCAACAAGAAGAAGAUGGACCAGCAGGAGAACCACAACCAGAGGAUGAGGAUUUCCUUACGGCGACUGAUGUUGGUGAUAGAUUUGAGACCCUGGAACCUGAAGUGUUUUAUGAAGAAACUGAGCAUAGUUACCAUGUGGAAGAGACAGUUUCACAAGACUAUAAUCAGGAUAUGGAAGAGAUGAUGUCUGAGCAGGAAAAUCCAGAUGACACAACAUACCAAAUCCAUGAGGAACAAGUAGUAUAUGAACCUCCAGAAAAUGAAGGUGUAGAAAUCACAGAAGUAACUGUUCCCCCUGAGGAUAAUGCUGUAGAAGAUUCAAAGGUAAUUGUAGAAGAAGUAAGCGUUCCUCCUGUGGAAGAACAACAGGAAGUACCACCAGAAACAAAUAGAAAAACAGAGGAUCCAGAACAAAAAGCAAAAGUUAAGAAAAAGAAGCCUAAACUUUUAAAUAAAUUUGAUAAGACCAUUAAAGCUGAGCUUGAUGCUGCAGAGAAACUCCGUAAAAGGGGAAAAACUGAGGAAGCAGUGAAUGCAUUUAAAGAACUAGUACGCAAAUACCCUCAGAGUCCACGAGCAAGAUAUGGGAAGGCACAGUGUGAGGACGAUUUGGCUGAAAAGAGGAGAAGCAAUGAGGUGCUACGUGGAGCCAUUGAGACAUACCAAGAGGUGGCCAGCCUACCUGAUGUCCCUGAAGACCUGCUGAAGUUGAGUCUGAAGCGUCGCUCAGACAGGCAACAAUUCCUAGGUCAUAUGAGAGGUUCCCUGCUUACACUACAGAGAUUAGUUCAUCUAUUUCCCAAUGAUACGUCUUUAAAAAAUGACCUUGGCGUGGGAUACCUCUUGAUAGGAGAUAAUGAUAAUGCAAAGAAGGUUUACGAAGAGGUGCUGAGUGUGACACCUAAUGAUGGCUUUGCUAAAGUUCAUUAUGGCUUCAUCCUGAAGGCACAGAACAAGAUUGCUGAGAGCAUCCCGUAUUUAAAGGAAGGAAUAGAAUCCGGGGAUCCUGGCACUGAUGAUGGGAGAUUUUAUUUCCACCUGGGAGAUGCCUUGCAGAGGGUUGGGAAUAAAGAGGCAUAUAAGUGGUACGAGCUUGGGCACAAGAGAGGACACUUUGCAUCUGUCUGGCAGCGCUCACUCUACAAUGUGAACGGACUGAAAGCACAGCCUUGGUGGACCCCAAAAGAAACAGGCUACACCGAUUUAGUAAAGUCUUUAGAAAGAAACUGGAAGUUAAUCCGAGAUGAAGGCCUUGCAGUGAUGGAUAAAGCCAAAGGUCUCUUCCUACCUGAGGAUGAAAACCUGAGGGAAAAAGGGGACUGGAGCCAGUUCACACUGUGGCAGCAAGGAAGAAGAAAUGAAAAUGCCUGUAAAGGAGCUCCUAAAACAUGUACCUUACUAGAAAAGUUCCCUGAGACAACAGGAUGCAGACGAGGACAGAUCAAAUAUUCCAUCAUGCACCCUGGGACUCACGUGUGGCCGCACACGGGGCCCACAAACUGCAGGCUCCGAAUGCACCUGGGCUUGGUGGUUCCCAAGGAAGGCUGCAAGAUUCGAUGUGCCAAUGAGACCAAGACCUGGGAGGAAGGCAAGGUACUCAUCUUUGAUGACUCUUUUGAGCACGAGGUAUGGCAGGACGCCUCAUCGUUCCGGCUGAUAUUCAUCGUGGAUGUGUGGCACCCGGAACUGACCCCACAGCAGAGACGCAGCCUUCCUGCAAUUUAGCAGGAAUUCAUGCAAGUUUGGGAUGCUCUGGAGAGAGGCUGCCUUUCUGGUUCCAUCUCCUUGGGUGUAAUGAUAGAAUUCGAACACUAAGACUCUUAAUUCCCUUGAUUUGCAGCCCGAAUAAUUCUAAGCCUCCUCCUAGGGUUAGAAGACACUAAAGGGAAUGUUUGCCUGGCUGCAAUUCAUUUAGAAAACACCCUGCUGGGUGUCAUCCAUUGACAGCGCUGGUCUUCUGCCGGUAUUUAAGGUGAGCAUUUGAUAGCUUCUACCUUACCAGCCAAAGAUAUUUUCCCACAUAGGAUAGGUCUAAGUCAGUGUAUAAUGAGAAUAUAUGUAGAAACUGUGAAUGGAUUGCUUUAGUUUGUAAUUUUUCUAUGCAGUUAUAUUUUUAUAGCAUAGCUAGACCAUUUUGUCAUCAUGUACCACUACAUUUUUGUUGAUUUUAAUGACAAGCUGUAUAAAUGCUUUACUUCUAGAUGUUUAAUGGUAGCAUUACUGGGGAACUCAAGACUUCCCUCUUUUAAUUCUGCUUAGUAAAAGACACUCAUGAAAAAAGCAGUUUUAUUUUCCUAAUACAAAAAAGAAAGAGGUCAUGGUGCCAGUGUCUAUGAACUGUACCCAUCCUAACUCUCAAGUUGUUUGGUUUUUUAAAAUCUUGAUUCAGAUCCUCCUCUCACUAUGCCAGUGAUGGAAAUAUUGUCAAAAUCAUAUUUCUUUCAAAGAGGAACUUUUCACACUGAAAAAAAACAUGGGAUUAUUUUAUAUUGUUGUUAUAAAAAUCCCACAUGCUAAUUUUUUAAUGACAAGUAUUAGAAGUUCUGGGGAAACGUACAGUUUAUGAAAAUAAAAAUAUAUUGUUUCAGGAUCAGGUGCAUAGGUGACUGAUAGGGAGUCUGGCUCCUGGCUGCUUUGCCAUCCAUGACGCAUGUCCUGGGAAUACAGUUUCUUUGCCUGUGGUAGAUCCAUGUGAAUGACAGGAAGCCAGCUCUUCGGUCUUGGAGAUGAUUUCCACCACAAUUCUGUAGCAGUAUUAAGGAUGGCAGAGUAAAAGGUCACCAAGAAUGCCAGGAUCUUUGUCCUGGGUGUAGAAGGUCCAGAUUGCCUUCCUUUUUGAUAAAAGAGUCUUAAAGACUGUCCCAUCUCCCUGGCUUGAGAAACUUCUGCUGUUUUAACAUCACCAUGAAAGAACAAUUAUUGUCAUCUAUAUUUAGUUUCAACAUUACUCACAACAUAGAAAUCACAGUUGAAAAUGGUCUUGCCUACUCAUUCCAAAGAUGAUCAAGUCAUUAAUUUAGUAAAGUAUUAAUGCAUCAGAUUUUAUAUUUUUUUAAAUCAAAGCUAACUAGAAAUGUUGGAUAUAAGAAUGUAAUGAUAUUCAUGCGCUGAAUUCUAAGCCAAUAUGAACAAGAAUGCUGCAGGAAUGGCACAUAAAUCAACAAAUUUCAUUCAUAGGUAGAAAACACUUGUACUAUCUUUUUCAUCUAAAAACAAAAGUAGACUAUCUCAUUUAAAGAACAGUUCUUUGAAAUUGAAAUUGACCGUUUUUGGUUGACCUUAAGAACAUUAGCUUCCAGUAGAUGAAUUUGCAAAAUACUUUUCCUGUUCUUCUGUUUUGCUGGUAUUGAUAAACCCCACUGAAUCAGAUGAAGAGGCAUGGGAGGAAAAAUAUCCAGAUUAAUUACUAAAAUUGAGAAGAGAAGGUAAACUCUUGAAAAGUAAAUGGUAUUUGUGUCCUUCAGUAUUUAUUGAACAGACGAAAUGGCAAGGUCAAUACAAUUCAGUGCUCAUGUAGUAACAUUCGUCUCACUUAUUGAAUUUGGUUCUCAUAUGUAUAUUGUGUACACAUAAAGAAAUUCAAACUAUAAGUCAUCAUCGUUGAGCCAUCACCUUACAUUCAUGUAAUGAAAUUAUGGAAGAAAGUAAAAACUAGCUCUUAACUUAGUAAAUAUAAUACGGUAUUUAAAAUCAGGUCACUACAGUAGGCUUCUAAAUAUUGCCAACUGAAAACUAAAAAUGGUAUUACUGUUGCAAAGUGUUGUCAGUAAUUGGCUCCAAUAGCAUGUAAAUACUUAGAUCCCACAACUAUUUUAAACCCAAGCAAUAAAGUGGAUUUUCUAAUUCACAUAAAUUCUUUAUUUCUCUUACCUAUGUCUUGGUAACAUAAGAAAAGUGUUUCCAUCACUGCAUUGGUAGAAGUAGUUCAAUGUUAUUAUUUUUGUGAUUUAAAAUGUCUACAAAAUCAGUUUAAUUUAUAUCGUGAUACAGUUGUUUGAGAAAUAUUUUUAAUUCUGUUUCAACUUUAUUUCUCCUAGGUUGUAAUAUAAAAAUUACUUUCAUUAUUAUUCUUUACCAGUAGGGAAAAAAUAAAACAUUAGAUCCAUUGAGAAAGAUAUGUAAUAAAUAAUUAAUGUUAGUAAUAAUAUCUAGCAGGGGUGAUUAUGACCAGUUGAAUGAUCUCUUUCCUUUGAAUUAUUUAGCUAACAAAUUAGCUCUCCCAAAUAUUUAAAAUGUAAAAUCAUAAUUUAUUGCCCAUGAUUAACUAAAAUAUUUUUGUUUGACAUUGAGCACCAACUGGUCAUACUAAUAAAUACCCAUGUCAUGCAGAUAGCUGGGCAAAUAAGAGACAUCUAAAAAUAUGCACUGGUCUUGGAAAAUAUGGCACAAGUAAGGAUAUCACAUCGUAUGGUGUCCGUUUAUUUUAUAUCUGAUUUCCUUCGAAUGGGUAGUUGGGGACUCCAUUUCUAAGGAAUAGAUAGUUAAAUAAAAUGACCUUUGGCAUUUCA